CCAGGACGCGCUGAGCACCCGCUCCGCGUAGCUCUCUGGCCGCUGGGGCCCAGUGUUCACAGUGCGGCUGGGCCCGCGCCCUGCAGUGGUGCUGUGCGGCUACUCAGCGCUGCGGGACGCAUUAGUGCUGCAAGCGGAUGCCUUCUCCGGCCGCGGGACCAUGGCUGUUUUCGAACGCUUCACCCGCGGAAACGGAAAACGGAUGUGCCUGGACGCAGGCCUGGCGCGAUCUGAGAUCUUCCUCUUCUUCACCGCCAGCCUGCAGCGGUUCUGCCUGCUCCCUGUGGGGAGCCCCACCAACAUCGACCUCACCCCGCAAUGCACUGGCCUGGGCAACAUCCCCCCAGCCUUCCAGCUCCGCCUGGUGGCCCACUGUGGUCGGGCUCAGCUGCCCUCUGCUCACCGGCUCCCGGACCUCCUUUCCCCCUUUGGUCAAUAAAGGCCCCAA
Messenger RNA from Leptonychotes weddellii (Weddell seal), 448 nucleotides. The record is from RefSeq and is a predicted model, not a curated record. Lineage: Eukaryota; Metazoa; Chordata; Mammalia; Carnivora; Phocidae.